AUGCCUCGCUCCCGACCCCCAACGACGGGCUAUGAGCGUCUCGCUCAGGCCGAUGCCCUCUCCUCCGACUCCGAAGACGAGAACCCCCUCGCCCAGUCAUACGCCUCUCUACAGCCGGCCUCCGCCCCUCGCUUCGCACCCAUCACCCAACCGCGCCCCCGCUCGGGCAUGACGACCCCGAAGGCCAUAAGCACCGGACCUUCUAGACCUACGAACCGCCGUCGUGGCGGCAGCAACUCCGGCGUAGAUAUCAAGGCCAUCAAUGCCAGGCUAGAGCGAUGGGCAGACGAGAUCGCUAGCCGGUUCAAGCGCACCAAGGGCCGUGGCAAGACCGGAGAAGACGAACAUCUCGAGAUCCACCAUUCGGUGUUCCAAGCACCAGAGGGCGUUCGGCCCAUCACCCCUGAAGGCUUGGCUGAGGUACAAAAUGUCAUGACCAAGUCUCAGUUUGAAGAGAUUCUGCAGAGCGUCAGGCAGGCCAUCCUGCAAGGCACACACCCGCGCAUGAUUGCCCAAGGAAGCUCCGGCAGCUAUUUUGCUCGGAACACAGAAGGAAAGGUAGUUGGCGUGUUCAAGCCCAAGGACGAAGAGCCGUAUGCCGCUGGCAAUCCCAAGUGGAACAAGUGGAUUCACCGAAACCUGUUCCCCUGCUGCUUCGGACGAGCAUGCCUCAUUCCCAACCUCUCAUAUGUCAGCGAGGCGGCUGCAUACACGCUGGAUUGCCAACUUCGCACUCACAUGGUACCUUACACGGAUGUUGUGUGGCUGUCCUCCAAAUCAUUUCACUACCCGUUUUGGGACCGCCACAACUUCUAUAGAAAGCAGAAACCACUCCCCGAGAAGCCCGGAAGUUUUCAGGUUUUCCUCAAGGGUUUCAAGGAUGCUAAUGUAUUUCUGAGAGAACACCCUUGGCCGGACCAGUAUUGGUCUGGGUUCAGAACCAACGACCCGCACCGCAAACGUAGGAGGAGAUGGGCAGAUAACUGCCGGCCUAGCAGCGCCGCUGCACUGGAUGACAUUGAGAGCGACGACGAAACCAGACAAGGAAGGUUACCUCCCGGCCCAGACAACUUCGUGUGGACCGAUUCGCUGAAGCAGUCGUUCCGCGAAGAGCUGGAAAAGCUGGUUAUCCUGGACUAUAUCAUGCGCAACACGGAUCGUGGCCUCGACAACUGGAUGAUCAAGGUGGACUGGAGCACCCAGCAAGUAUCCAUCGUGUCAGAGCCGCUCCAGAUGAACACGGAGACAGGUCCGUCCGAAGAGGACGGGCCACGGCCCGUGGACUUAAGCCAGCGACCAGCAGCAGAAAGCCGCUCCUCGUAUCCCUACAGAACCCAGCAGCCUAUGAGGGCUUCGAGCCCAAUGCCGAGCACGCAGGACCCUAAGAUCACAAUCGGUGCCAUUGAUAACUCACUCUCUUGGCCCUGGAAACACCCAGAUGCGUGGCGAAGCUUUCCCUUCGGGUGGCUGUUUCUGCCUGUUGACUUGAUCGGACGGCCGUUCUCGCAAAAGACACGGGAUCAUUUUCUGCCUCUCCUGACCUCGACGCAUUGGUGGAGCCAGACGCAGUUGGCGUUACGGAAAGUCUUCCAGUUGGACCCCGAUUUCCAGGAAAAAAUGUUUGCUCGGCAGAUCGCCGUCAUGAAGGGCCAGGCGUGGAACGUCGUGGAGACGCUCAAGACACCGGACCAUGGCCCGCUGGAACUCACACGUCGUGCCAAGGUCUGCGUCUGGGACGACCUCGUCGAUGUACCGGUCGCAGUUCCCAUGCGGGUGACAUCCGCCGAGAUGAUGCGUCACGAAGCAGAAUUACGCGGAUCCAUCGACGAGGGCGACAUAGGCAAUGUCAACGCGUCCACCGACGGGGACCUGCUUGGCCUUGCCAGCCCCCCAGCCGAUAUGCCUCACCCGGGCAGGUUUGAGCUGGCGUUGAGCCCGACGGAUGAGGGAGCCCAGUCACCGGACGAGACGUCCAUGAACGGUUCGGGCAUCCUGGCAUCGUCGGUACCGUUGUCUAAGGAUUCAACGGCGCAACGGCCUAGGUUCUCGGGGCAAAGCCACCGGGAAAGCUAUCACGGGUCACGCGCUCUGAACAUGUACCACCCCGCCCGUCAACAGGCUCAGCAGCAACGUCGCUAUUCGUUCGCGACGGCCGCUGGGCGGCGCAGCAGCAACAGCAUUGCUCAACACCUGCACGGGUCCCACCCGGGCCUGGAGUACGACGAGGACGACUUUGAGGAGGGCGACCUGGGCUAUGCGGCUGCCGAGGGGAUGGAGGGGAACCAACGCAAGGUUAUUGUGGAGAGGCUGGAGCCGGUGAAAGCCAGGAACCCGGUUUUCACCUGCUGGUGA
This is a messenger RNA of Colletotrichum graminicola M1.001, 2352 nucleotides long. RefSeq names its product phosphatidylinositol 3. Gene Ontology annotation, biological process: Golgi organization; phosphatidylinositol phosphate biosynthetic process; endosome organization. The record is from RefSeq and is a predicted model, not a curated record. NCBI's taxonomy places the organism in Eukaryota, Fungi, Ascomycota, Sordariomycetes, Glomerellales, Glomerellaceae. The coding region runs from base 1 to 2352 and encodes 783 amino acids. Gene Ontology annotation, cellular component: plasma membrane; endosome; trans-Golgi network. The transcript has 3 exons. Gene Ontology annotation, molecular function: 1-phosphatidylinositol 4-kinase activity.